AGGGUUUUCAUAAAGGAAGUUCCUUUUGUAGUUGGGGGUCUCAGGGAGUAUACGAUCACCUGGAUCCCAGGAAUUCUGGACACUUUUGUCUCCCCUCUUUCUUCUACCUGCCCUCCCACACCAGCAAAUGCUGCUGGCUCCAGCUCUGACAUCUAUUCACCUCCUAUUCACCCCCUUCUUCUCUCCCCCACCCCACUCCCAGCCCAGGCCAGGCCACUGUAACUCCUCACUCUGGAAUGAAAUUUUCAAGUCUCCGUGUCUACAAGUCAAGCUUCUUAGGCCACAGCCACGUGUACUUGGCACAUACAGUCUGUGACAGCUGAGUGGCUUGAUUCACUGAUACUAACAAAGUACUGUCCCAACCCUACAAAGCCCAGGUAGUGUCUCUUCAUCUUGUAGCUACGCCGUUGUUACUCGUUUCCUGAGGCUGCCAUAACAGAGCACCACCCACUAGUGGCUUGAAACAACAGAAAUUUACUCUUUCACCAUUCUGGAGGCCAGAGAUCUGAAAUCAAGGUGUCCGAAGGGCUGCGCUCCUUUCAAAGGCUUUAGGGGAGAUUCCUUCUUUGCCUCUUUCUGGCUUCUGGGGUUUGCCGGCAAUCCUUGGGGUUUUUUGGUGUAUUUUGCAUCACUCCAAUGUCUACCUCCAACUUUCCUCUGUGUCUCUGUGUGUCCUCUCCUUUUCCUAUGAAGACAUCAUGGGAUGUAAGGUCCACCCUCAUCCUUACUUCUCAAAGACCCUGUUGCCAGAUGAGGUCACGUGCUGAAGUUCUGGGUGGACAUGAAUUGGGGGGUGACAUAUUCAAGCCACUACAGUCAUCAAGAACGGGUGUCCUCCAAGACCACAGGGCAAGAGAAUUGAAAGGCAGUGUGGCAUGUUUACAAGAUCAGGCUAUGGAAGUGACCCUUGGUCCGCUUCUACUCUCUUCCUAUUAGGCAGGUCAGUCACGUGACCGCAUCAGGGGUGGUCCCACCACGGGGCCGUCAGGGAGGCUGGGAAGAUGGAGAGGAACACAUGGAUAUUGGGGGACCCCUCCUCCAUCCCUGGGUGCUGUGGCUGUAGCCCUGAGGCCCAGCAGAGCAUCUGGCCCAUAGUGGAUGUUCAAUGAAGGUUUUUUGAAUGAGUACCAGGAAGGUGAGUGUGGGAAGUCAAAUAGAAAAAUUGAGGGGCACCCUGGCCCACCUACUCUGCAGACUGGGGACCGGCAGAAGCUGGAGGGGAAUUCCCUGCACUGUGGAACUGAGUCUGGUCCCUCCCUUUGCCGGACAUCCCCAGGGUGGGGCAUGGUUGGUCCCUGGCAGGUUCAGGCAGGCAGAGGGCCCCAUAGCUGCAUGAGAGCUGAGGUUCCUUCCCUCUUCCUGCCUCUACACACCCUCCACCCUGCCACACAGCUGAUGAAGUGCUUGCAGAGGAUCAUGAUAGCAGAAGAGGCCUCGGGCUGCCAGGUGCCCCACCGGCCCUGGGUGUCCAUCCGGAAGGUGGCUUUGUUGCUGCUUCUCCUUGGCAUGGUGAUAGGCUGCCUCGUCUGCAGUGUGCGCCUCACCCGAAAGCAGCAGGUGGAUUCAACUGGGUGGGACUUAGCGGAGCUGCAGCUGAAUCACACAGGAUCGCGGCAGGACCCCAGGCUGCGCUGGCAGGGAAGCCCAGCCCUGGGCCGCUCCUUCGUGCAUGGGCCAGAGCUGGACAACGGGCAGCUGCGUAUCCAACGUGAUGGCAUUUAUAGGCUGCACAUCCAGGUGACCUUAGCCAACUGCUCUUCCUCUACGUGGACCGCCAAGCCCCUUAGCGCCACCCUGAGCGUGGCCAUCUGCUUCCCCACAGCCCACAGCAUUAGCCUGCUACGCCUCAACUUUCACCAAAGCUGCUCUGUCGCCUCCCAGCGCCUUACUUUCUUAGCCCACGGGGACAUCCUCUGCACCAACCUUACUCCACCUCUGCUGCCCUCCAGAAACGCUGAUGAGACUUUUUUUGGGAUUCAGUGGGUGUGCCCUUGACCAUUGCACUUCCUGGCCCAGAUUUGUUGAGAAGGAGUUUUUUUCUUUGUUUUAUCGUCAAUUUAUUCGUAAGUAUUUUAUUAUUUUAUUAUUGUAUUGUAUCCAAAGGUUGUAUUUCUCUUCCUGAGAAUGCAUUGGCUAUUUUUUUAACUUUUUAAUUAUUUUUUCUUUUUUUGGUCGCACCAUGUGGCAUGUGGGAUCUUAGUUCCCCAAGCAGGGAAUGAACCCACACCCACCUGAAGGGCAUCUGAAGGGCAGAAUCCUAACCACUGGACCACAGUGAGAUUGCAUUGUUAAUGCACAGAAACAUAAUUGAUGUUUCUAUAUUGAUUUGGGGUGUGUAUGUGCUGUUUUUCUGUUUGUUUCUUUGUUUUACUUUACAGAAUCUGUUUAUUAGAUCCAACAGUUUUUGGUUAAAGUAUUUUUUAAAAACUCUUCUAAAAAUAAAAACAAUUUUAUUUCUUCCUUUCCACGUCUGAUACCUUUCUUUUUCUUCUACAAUACCUAGGUCAUUUUGCACCUAUAUCUGUAGGAUAAAUUCCUAGAAGUGGAAUGGCUGGGUCCAAGAGGGUGUGUUUAUAAUUUUGAUAUUUAUUAAUAAAUUGGCCUCUACAGGUGUGGAACCAAUUUAGAUUUUUAACCUGCACCAUGUGACCAUGGCUGCUCUGUGGGAUGUGAAAAGAAGCUUUUCAUUUGUCUUAUUUCUAAUAAAAGGGGAGCUUAUUCCCCGCCCCCAUACUUCA
This is a messenger RNA of Delphinapterus leucas (beluga whale), 2738 nucleotides long. RefSeq names its product CD70 molecule (gene CD70). Gene Ontology annotation, biological process: tumor necrosis factor-mediated signaling pathway; immune response. NCBI's taxonomy places the organism in Eukaryota, Metazoa, Chordata, Mammalia, Artiodactyla, Monodontidae. The record is from RefSeq and is a predicted model, not a curated record. Gene Ontology annotation, molecular function: tumor necrosis factor receptor binding. Gene Ontology annotation, cellular component: extracellular exosome; plasma membrane.